Molecule: messenger RNA, 1755 nt
Organism: Pollicipes pollicipes
Lineage: Eukaryota; Metazoa; Arthropoda; Thecostraca; Pollicipedomorpha; Pollicipedidae
Gene: CtBP
Product: C-terminal binding protein
Exons: 10
Coding region: 201-1514 (437 amino acids)
Biological process (GO): regulation of transcription by RNA polymerase II
Cellular component (GO): nucleus
Molecular function (GO): oxidoreductase activity, acting on the CH-OH group of donors, NAD or NADP as acceptor; NAD binding; transcription coactivator activity
Source: RefSeq, a predicted model, not a curated record
CCGGGGACUAUUCCGGUUGGUCGUUGAGGCGGUGAGGGUGCGCUCUGCGCGCCGAAGAUCAUUCGGUGACUUUCAAACUCAGUGCUGAAGGCGAGUGGGUCGAGUCCGGGUUGCUGGUUACGAACGGUCUCGCAAGGCUGCUGCAGAGCGAGUGAGUGCGACGAAAUUCAGAGGCUCUUCAUUCUAGCUGGACGGCGGCGAUGCUGGCGGCCGGAGCCCCGGUGAACAAGCGGCCGCGCGUCGACGCGCGAGGCCCCAUUAGCAACGGCCCGAUGCCGCGACCACUGGUGGCGCUGCUCGACGGGCGCGACUGCUCCGUCGAGAUGCCCAUCCUCAAGGACGUGGCCACGGUGGCCUUCUGCGACGCCCAGUCCACCUCCGAGAUCCACGAGAAGGUGCUGAACGAGGCGGUGGGGGCCCUCAUGUGGCACGGCAUCAGUCUGCUGAAGGACGACCUGGAGAAGUUCAAAGCACUCAAGAUCAUCGUGCGCGUCGGCAGCGGCGUGGACAACAUCGACACCAAGGCUGCCGCCGAGCUGGGCAUCUCGGUGUGCAAUGUGCCGGGCUUCUCCGUGGAGGAAGUGGCCGAUUCGACCAUGUGUAUGAUCCUGAACCUGUACCGCCGCACCUACUGGCUGGCACGCAUGGUCGCCGAGGACAAGAAGUUCACCGGCCCUGACGCGAUCCGGGACGCGGCCAACGGUUCGGCACGCAUCCGUGGCGACACGCUGGGCAUUGUCGGCCUCGGUAGGAUCGGCCAGGCAGUCGCCCUGCGCGCCAAGGCGUUCGGUUUUGCCGUCAUCUUCUACGACCCCUACAUCCAGGAGGGCAUCGACCGCGCCAUAGGCAUCACGCGCGUCCCCACGCUGCAGGACCUGCUAUUCCAGUCCGACUGUGUCACCCUGCACUGCACGCUCAAUGAGCACAACCACCGGCUCAUCAACGACUACACGAUCAAGCAGAUGAGGCCAGGCGCCUUCCUGGUGAACACGGCCCGCGGCGGCCUGGUCGACGAGGAGGCGCUGGCUGCCGCCCUCAAGGAUGGCCGUAUUCGCGCCGCCGCCCUCGACGUUCACCAGAACGAGCCGUACAACAUCUUCCAAGGCCCUCUGAAGGAGGUGAAGAACAGCAUCAUCGCCACGCCGCACGCCUCCUACUACUCGGAGGCGUCGUUCACCGAGCUGCGCGAGGUGGCCGCCUCCGAGAUCCGGCGCGCCAUCGUCGGCCACAGUCUGCGCAAUUGCGUCAACAAGGAGUACCUCAAGCUCGCCUCCUACGGCGACGGCCUGAACGGCGCCGGCGCGCCCGGGCUGCCAGCGCCCGGCGCUCCCGGCAGCUACUACCCGGCCCAGAUGGCGCGUGGGAUGGGUGUGGCGGCGCACUCGACCUCGGCCCAUGAGGCUGCGCCGCACUCCGCACCGUCCUCUCUCCCCCACCAUCUCCCUGCGGCGCAACCGACCAGCACGCAAGAGAGCCAUAGCCUAAUAAAGCCAGAGUCGUCGGACAUUCACUGAGUGGCGCCGGGGAGUGCGCCGCGGGGCAUGGGCGGCGCCGGCGCGCGCCCGCCGCGCCGCCGGAAGACGGCUGGCGGCACCGGCCGCAGCGGCACGGCCUCGCAGACGCGGCCAUGUGAUAGACGGGGCGCGGCCCCGCGACACGGCGCCGCCGGCCCCAUUUGUCUCACUCUCUGUGUUCGAAGCGCCGGGGGCUGCGCGUGCGAGAGGGGCGUGAGAGGCGCGCGCGCCGGCCGCGCGG